AUGCCAUUCAACUUCAAGGGACUUCCUAAGGAGGUUCGAGCCAUGGUAUCUCAGCUCGAACUGGAGCUCCAGUUCGAUAACGAGCUUCCAGCCCUUCUGGUGGCUUUGGCCCCCGACAAACAGCUUUUUAAAGAGGCGCUUCACCUCUUUAAGAAGAUUAAUGCCAAUGUCACCGAGGAGAAUGAGGCAGAAUUCAAGCGGAAGCGCAUGUUUGAACUCUUGCAUAUCAAGUAUCUCAAGCUUGACUCGGGUCCACACUCGCCCGGUGAAUCUCCCAAACCCCACUUGAGUCUUAAGGCCCAUAAGGUACAGCUGCGAAAUAACUUCUCGACCAUUCGUAUCGAUUGUUCGCUUGAGGAGACCCCACCCAGAGAGAUGUUUUGUUUUCUGUCUGGAUUGGUCCGCGCAUCGUCAUCAAUCACCAAAAUCAUGGUUCGAUACCGUACUACCAACCCGCCUGGCUACGACAACAAUCGUCGCGACGCCGUCUAUCGACUUGCUCGCGAUCUCCAUGUAACUGAAGUACUGCAGGUGGUGAAUGGGUACAAUAUCUGGACCUUCGAGGCGGCGAAUGGAAGCAUGUUGGAAUGGUUUGGUUCCCCACUCCUGCGGCUCACUACUGCUGCUACGGGCCAGACUUGA
Messenger RNA from Venustampulla echinocandica, 642 nucleotides. RefSeq lists its product as uncharacterized. NCBI's taxonomy places the organism in Eukaryota, Fungi, Ascomycota, Leotiomycetes, Helotiales, Pleuroascaceae. Bases 1 to 642 code for a protein of 213 amino acids. The transcript is spliced from 3 exons. The record is from RefSeq and is a predicted model, not a curated record.